Molecule: messenger RNA, 1227 nt
Organism: Belonocnema kinseyi
Lineage: Eukaryota; Metazoa; Arthropoda; Insecta; Hymenoptera; Cynipidae
Product: LIRP-like
Exons: 4
Coding region: 611-1006 (131 amino acids)
Cellular component (GO): extracellular region
Molecular function (GO): hormone activity
Source: RefSeq, a predicted model, not a curated record
UUUUCCUCUCCAGUGUUGGCCGGUCUUCGGCCUUUACACAAGGCUCGAUCUGACCGGGUCGUAAAUUGGAUCCGGCGAAUCUGUCGCUAGGCCAACUCUCGUCCCUCUAAUCUACAUUAAACACCAUCGCAAUACAAUUAAAAAAUUGGCAAUUGACAAUUAGAAAUGAACAACUGACAAUUGAAAAUCAACAAUUAACUUCUGGAAGACAAACUUUAGUUGGUCGAUCUCAUCACCACGGAAGACCUACAUAAAUGUGUUCCAGAAAAGAAGAAUUUCUACCCAAGACUCAACAAUACUCUCCUCAAGUGAUUUUCCACUCUCAGGAAAAUUUUUCCCGAUUGAUGAAGAAGCGAUCACUUGAACAUCAUCACGUCAUCAUUGGCAUCAAUAUUGACAGACAUCCCUUAAAAUCAAGCCGAAGAUUCAUUUCCAGAACACUCUGAAACCAAAUUUUUGAUCUCCAAAUAUAAGUGCUUGACUGUGAUAUUGAAAGUGAUAUAUAGUAACUAGUGGAUCUUUUAUCUACAAACUAUCAAAAAUAUCGAACAAUUUUCGAAAGUACCAAGACUUUUAGAAACGCAACUCUUUCAAUCGUACCUCAAAAUCGAUGUCCACGCAUCGGUUGAAUGUGCUAGUGACACUCGUGCUUGCCGCGUGGCUUAUUAUUCCAGAAUUAGUAAAAGCUCAAUCGGAUAUCUUUCGAUAUGGCCAGAAACGAUCAGGAGACAAGCAUUACUGUGGUCAACAUCUUUCGAAUGCAUUACAACUCAUGUGCAAUGGUCGAUACAACUCAAUGUUUAAAAAGAGCGGUCAAGAGAUGGAGAUAGAUGAUACCCCUUUUGCCUACGAUGAAUUCUACCCAUUCAGAUCACGACAAAGCGCGAACGCCAUGAUAGGAAGAUUUGGCGGUGGUCGUUUUCGAAGAUAUUCACGCGGUGUCCAUGACGAGUGUUGCUUAAAACGAUGUAGUAUCGACGAACUAACCAGCUACUGCGGCCCUUAAGGCGAAUUACAUGUCUUUCAUUAUACAAUUUUUUUUCUUUUCUCACUUCCAAACUCGCUACGAGCUCAGCCAUUAAGACGAAAAAACACAAAAAUUUAUAGACUGGUUUACCAAUAAAGGAAAACAAAGAUAAGAAAAUGGGGAAAAUCAAACGAUAUAUAGUAAACUUAGGUAAGAAGUAGAUAUAUUUAUUUCUGCAAAAUAUAUUUAUUUCUUCAUAA